This is a messenger RNA of Penicillium verrucosum, 192 nucleotides long. RefSeq lists its product as uncharacterized. The record is from RefSeq and is a predicted model, not a curated record. NCBI's taxonomy places the organism in Eukaryota, Fungi, Ascomycota, Eurotiomycetes, Eurotiales, Aspergillaceae. Bases 1 to 192 code for a protein of 63 amino acids. The transcript has 3 exons.
AUGGACAAACUUUCCGAUCUCGCCAACAAGGUCGGAGGCAACAAGGGCCAAGAAUACAUUGACAAGGGUAUCCACGCUGUGGAGGAUAAGAUCGGCGGUGGCAAGGGUGAUACCCAGAAGAAGGCCACCGAUGCUGGCCGUGAGCAAUUGGAGCAGACUGGAAAGGGUCUCCCUGACAAGUUCUCACGCUAG